This is a messenger RNA of Cotesia congregata, 444 nucleotides long. Lineage: Eukaryota; Metazoa; Arthropoda; Insecta; Hymenoptera; Braconidae. The record is from the annotation of a GenBank genome assembly.
AUGAAAAUAAUAUCAUCAGCAAGAAUAAAAAGAUUUGAUUGCAAUACUUUAACUGAGGACAGUAUCCUUAACGGUAUUGCAAUUGUUCCUGGAAGAUUACCGGAAGAUAUUGAAAUUUCAAAAGCUGCUGAAGAUCUUUUAAAGAAAAUUCUAAAUCCAGAUCCUAGAGCUCGGUUCUACUGGUUUAAAUCCGUAAUAAUCUCGGAAAAUUCCUCAGUCGUGAGACUGCUCGGUUCGUUGCUGCGAUUAGCACUCGUCAGCGCCAAAGGUUCAUUCAAUACUUUAGCGAGACUUCGUAGGAAUUUACUGUCUGCGACACGAACCCCAAUAGUGUCAAUUCCUGGGUUCAGCUUUGGGUUCAAAUUACCAGUCCGUUUGACAACGAUGGUAACCUGUCCUGGCAAAAGCGUCAGCAGAAGAUCCGGGAGAAUAUGGUCCACGUGA